Batrachochytrium dendrobatidis JAM81 is the source of this 324-nucleotide messenger RNA. RefSeq lists its product as uncharacterized. Gene Ontology annotation, molecular function: protein binding. The record is from RefSeq and is a predicted model, not a curated record. The transcript has a single exon. Lineage: Eukaryota; Fungi; Chytridiomycota; Chytridiomycetes; Rhizophydiales. The annotation marks the transcript as partial.
AAUCGGCUGACUAGCAUUCCUGCAGAAAUCGGCUAUCUUAAAAAUCUUGUGAUUCUUUCUCUUGCUCACAAUAAUCUAACUGAACUUCCAGAUACCAUCGGUUUGCUUACAAAACUUGUUCAACUCAAGGCAAAUAAUAAUGCACUUGCAAGUAUCCCUGAAGCCAUCUGCAAACUAUCAAAAUUAGAGACUCUUCAACUGGAAUGCAACGAAAUUACACAUGUACCCAACAAAAUAGGUGCACUGUCCAAUCUGGUAACCAUCGAUUUGAGCAAUAAUCCGCUGGAACUGUUACCAGCAGAAGUCGGGCGUUUAAAAAUGCUA